AUGGGAAAAUCAAAGACUAAGAACCAGAAAAAGUCCAGAGCAGAAGCCAACCAUGUGGCCGAGGAGACGUACCGAACCGUCCCCCACUCGUUCGUCUUCCAUCGUGGCCAAGUGGGGAAAAACGUGGCUCAGCUCAUCACGGACGUCAGGAGAGUCAUGGAGCCCUACACAGCAGAGCGUUUAAAGGUCAGGAAAAAGAAUGUCCUGAAAGACUUUGUAGCCGUAGCGGGACCCAUGGGGGUGACACACUUCAUGAUCUUCAGCAAGACGCCCAGCAGUGUCAAUAUGAGGGUAGCUCGACUCCCGAAAGGACCCAUGCUUUAUUUCAAAGUGCUCAAGUACACCUUGGUGAAAGACGUGGUCUCGUCUCUCAAGAAGCACCGAAUGCACGCGCAACAGUUUACGCACCACCCGCUGCUCAUCCUCAACAACUUCGGAUCGGACGGCAUGCACAUUAAACUCGUGGCCACAAUGUUCCAGAACAUGUUCCCCUCCAUUAAUGUGCACAAGGUGAGCCUCAACACCAUCAAGAGAUGCGUGCUGCUAAACUACAACCCGGAGACGCAGGAAAUCGAAUUCAGACACUACAGCCUGAAGGUGGUGCCGGUGGGCAUGAGCCGCGGCGUCAAGAAGCUGAUGCAAGAGAGGUUUCCCAACAUGAGCAAGUUUGAGGACAUCAGUGAACUGAUGAUCAAAGGGGCAAAUCUUUCGGAAAGCGAAGCCGAACAGGACGGCGAGCACAACAUAACAGAGCUGCCGCAGGUGUACUCGGGCCGCGGCAACAUGGCGUCUGAACAGAGCGCCAUCCGUUUGACAGAGAUCGGGCCUCGCAUGACUCUGCAGCUGACCAAAAUACAAGACGGCAUGACGGGGGGAAACAUCAUGUAUCACAGCACCAUCUCCAAGACCGAGGAGGAAAUUGAGGAGAUCCUGCAGAGGAAGGAGGCCCAGAUAAAGGCCAAAGAGGAGCGCCGGAAGAAGCAAGAGAAAAAUGUUGCUCAGAAGAAAACCCAAAGGGAGGAACACAAGAAGAAGAGCCUAGCAGGCAUCAAGAAAAAAGGCGAAGAUAAGGACCAGGACAGCGAGGUGGAAGAUCCGGGCGAGCAAGACGAUCGAGGGGCGGCAAACGUGGACUCUGAUGACGAGGCCGAAUACUACAGGCAGGCUGUGGGAGAAGAGCCAGAUGAAGAUAUGUUCCCUGGAGCAAAGAGAAGAAGAAGCAAAGACAGCCCUCGAGGACCUGCCAAAAAGAUGAGGAAGCUCUCUGGUGAGAAAACAAGCAGCAAAGAUAAAGAUGCGAAAAGAAGUGUCCUCGGAGGACGCUUCAAGGAUAAACAGGCAAAGAAAUUUGGCGACAAAGAGAAGACACCCUUUAGAAAGAAACUGUCGCCUGGAGGAAAGCCAUUCCGGAAGAAACAGAGUGAAGGGGGAAAUAAAUUUGGGGGCAAAAAGAAGUUUGAUGGCAAAAGAACUUUUGGUGGAAAGAUGAAUAAGGGUAAAGCGUUCCCAUCAAAGGGACAGAAAGGCAAAGCAGCCUUCAACAAGAAAAGCGGUGGAGGAGCGAAACAAGGCUUCAAACACAAGAAAGGAAAAGGCUGA
Molecule: messenger RNA, 1599 nt
Organism: Nerophis lumbriciformis (worm pipefish)
Lineage: Eukaryota; Metazoa; Chordata; Actinopteri; Syngnathiformes; Syngnathidae
Source: RefSeq, a predicted model, not a curated record